GAGAAAAGAAGGCAGGCAGGAAGGAGGCAGAAGAAGAAAGGCAGGAGAGAAGAAAGGAAGGAAGAAAAGGAUAAGUCAAGCAAAGAUAUUGAGGAGCAAUUCAUUCAUCCAUCCAUCUAUCUAUCCAUCCAUUCCUUCCUUUGACAAAUAUCUACUGAGUUCCUAUCAGGCACCAUUCUUGGCACUAAGGAUAUAAUAGUUAACAAGCGGAAGCUACCAGCAGCUGACCCUCAACAUUUCCAGGAUGAUCCCCAAGGAGCAGAAGGGUCCAGUGAUGGCUGCCAUGGGGGACCUCACUGAACCAGUCCCUACGCUGGACCUGGGCAAGAAGCUGAGCGUGCCCCAGGACCUGAUGAUGGAGGAGCUGUCACUACGCAACAACAGAGGGUCCCUCCUCUUCCAGAAGAGGCAGCGCCGUGUGCAGAAGUUCACUUUCGAAUUAGCAGCCAGCCAGCGGGCGAUGCUGGCCGGAAGCGCCAGGAGGAAGGUGACUGGAACAGCGGAGUCGGGGACGAUUGCCAAUGCCAAUGGCCCUGAGGGGCAGAACUACCGCUCGGAGCUCCACAUCUUCCCGGCCUCACCCGGGACCUCACUCGGGGGUCCAGAGGGCGCCCACCCUGCGGCCGCCCCUGCUGGGUGCGUCCCCAGCCCCAGCGCCCUGGCGCCAGGCUAUGCGGAGCCGCUGAAGGGCGUCCCGCCAGAGAAGUUCAACCACACCGCCAUCCCCAAGGGCUACCGCUGCCCCUGGCAGGAAUUCGUCAGCUACCGGGACUACCAGAGCGAUGGCCGAAGUCACACCCCCAGCCCCAAUGACUACCGAAAUUUCAACAAGACCCCAGUGCCAUUUGGAGGACCCCUCCUGGGGGGCACUUUUCCCAGGCCAGGCACCCCCUUCAUCCCGGAGCCCCUCAGUGGCUUGGAACUCCUCCGUCUCAGACCCAGCUUCAACAGAGUGGCCCAGGGCUGGGUCCGUAACCUCCCAGAGUCCGAGGAGCUGUAGCCCUAGCCUGAAUCUUCAGUUCCCCAGUCUUGGGGGCCUGGUAACAUCCGGAGCCAAGACUUGUGGACAGCACUUCACAGUUUAAGAAGGGCCUUCACACACAAAACCUGAUUGCAAAUGGCUUCAGAGGUCACAAAGUUCAGUAGUCCCAAAACAUGGGUGUGCUUCAAAAUUACCUGGGGAUAUUGUUCCGAAUACAGAUGACUGGACUGUCCCAGACUUGCAGCAUCAGAGUCUCCUGAGUCGAGGAAUCUGUAUUAUUAAUAGCAACCAGGACCGGGUGUAGUGGCUCACGCCUGUAAUCCCAGCACUUUGGGAGGCUGAGGCGGGAGGAUCACCUGAGGUCAGGAGUUUGAGACCAGCCUGGCCAAAAUACCGGAACCCCGUCUCUACUAAAAAUACAAAAAUUAGCCGGACAUGGUGGUGCAUGCCUGUAAUCCCAGCUACUUGGGAGGCUGAGACAGGAGAAUCACUUGAACUAGGAGGCAGAGGUUGCAGUGAGCCGCUGGACAACAGAGUGAGACUCCUUCUCAAAAAUAAAUAAAUAAAUAAAUAAAUAAAUAAAUAAAUAGCAACCAGUACUCCAGGUGAUUCCAGCAU
Messenger RNA from Nomascus leucogenys (northern white-cheeked gibbon), 1600 nucleotides. It is a transcript of the gene MYOZ3, whose product is annotated as myozenin 3. The record is from RefSeq and is a predicted model, not a curated record. Gene Ontology annotation, cellular component: actin cytoskeleton; Z disc. Gene Ontology annotation, molecular function: FATZ binding; actin binding; telethonin binding. Lineage: Eukaryota; Metazoa; Chordata; Mammalia; Primates; Hylobatidae.